Messenger RNA from Cokeromyces recurvatus, 3519 nucleotides. RefSeq names its product RAVE protein 1 C terminal-domain-containing protein. The coding region runs from base 1 to 3519 and encodes 1172 amino acids. Gene Ontology annotation, biological process: vacuolar acidification. NCBI's taxonomy places the organism in Eukaryota, Fungi, Mucoromycota, Mucoromycetes, Mucorales, Mucoraceae. The transcript is spliced from 14 exons. Gene Ontology annotation, cellular component: RAVE complex. The record is from RefSeq and is a predicted model, not a curated record.
AUGGAAGGACCCAAAAAAUCCUUUUUACUAUUUGGUAUUUCCGCUACCAAAAAGAAAAUCAUAACAUGGCAUUUGAUACCUUGUCAUAAUCACAUAAAUGUCACUUAUAGGGGAACAAAAGUAAUGCCAUGGACCACAGAGCCAAGUUUGAUUGAAUCAUCAAGUCAAUGGGCUACCAACACAGCAUCAAAGCUGCUUCAUAGUUUAGCGUCAAAUAAAAGAUAUGCAUUGGCUAUAUUAUUAGGUACAGAUAUUGUGCUCUAUACUGUAAAUACAGGAAGUACUAUGAUUGAGUGGCAGGUGUUAUUUACGCUGGACACCUCAUACAUUGGUGAAUUUAUUUGUCAAGCCAAAUAUACAUCCCAAAUGGUAGCUUUAGUAUCUGGGGAAGAUAAAAAAACCUUGUCUAUCUGGAUGGGAAUUAGAACUGAUAUUGCUCCCACUUGUGUUAAAGUAUUCAAAUUUGAUGAGUCUAUACGUGAUAUUGCAUGGAAUGUUACGUCAGACGCUCAAUUUAUUCUUGCUGUUGCUUUUUCCAAAUCAAUUAGUGUUUUUGGACAAAGAAGAAUUAGUAAUACUAACUUUGAUGAAGAUGUAUGGGUUCGUUAUACUACUUUUAACACUGAUAUACAAGAGGAUAUUACCGCAAUAACAUGGGUUGAUUGUGGUGUAUUAACAGUAGCUGCUGGUAAUCAAUUACGAUGUUAUCUGAAAUGGCUAACAAGCGAAGAUGUAGUUACAAAAUUUAUUCAAAGGCCAAAUAAAAUAGAACCUAUGUCAGGCAUUUUCGAUCUUUCCUAUGAAAUGAAUGGCCCUUUACCGUUUUAUCAUCCUGAUCAUCUCAUUCAUUAUAUAAUGUGGGGUAAUAUGGAUAUGGUCCAUAGUGUGCUUAUUACACUUUCAGACUUUUUUAAGCAAUUUGUAGAUGAUGAAGAUGACAUCAUUGAUAGUAUGCCUCUUGUCUCUUUUUCAAAAAUGCUUAAGUUACAAAAUAAUCCGCUGAAAAAAACCUCACGAGAAUAUCAAGCAUUAUUUGAGGAUAACACUUCUGAGCAUAAUCUUUCAAUUGAUGAUCAUAACUCAUAUGAUGACGAUGAUAGCUAUAGUAGACCUUUGUCUAUUAAUGAAGCUAAAAAUCUUACGCAUGCACUAAAAAGGAAAGACUUAAUUGGCCUAAAUAAAACUGAAAAAGUUCGUUUGAUAGCCAUGAUAGAUACAAUUAUUGAGAUAACUAAUCAAGGUGAGUCAUUAGAUGAAAAUGGCGCACGAUUUACUGCCUUAUUGGAAAACUAUUUUAAUUUAUGCCGCUCGUUACCUGAGAACCAAAGACAGCCUAAUCUCCAAUCAAGAGAUUUUGCAUGGGCUUUACAUAGUCAAUCUCAAGACUUAUUAUUGGAAAAAUGCAUCAGACUUUGCGGCAAUAAAUUUGUUUGGGAAGAUGCUCGAUCUCUAGGUAUCUUCUUAUGGCUUCAAAAAAUUGAUGUUGUGAGAGAGCAAAUGACAAAUAUUGCCCGAAAUAUUUAUUUAUCGAAAACAGAAUUUAGAGACCCUGUGGAUUGCACUUUAUUUUAUCUUGCAUUACGUAAAAAAAAAUUACUAUUGGGAUUAUGGAACACAGCAACAUAUCAUAAAGAGCAAGUAGUUAUGAAAAAGUUUUUAGCUAAUGACUUUGAUGAUCCUCGUUGGCAAAGAGCAGCAGCUAAAAAUGCAUUUGCAUUGCUAGGAAAACAAAGAUUUGCUGAUAAGCUGAAGGAUGCAGUUAAUGUGAUAUUGAAGAAUAUAAAAGACUAUCAACUUGCAAUUGCAAUAUGUCGAGUUUAUGAAGGCGAUCAUAGUCCUCUUUUAAAAGAAAUAUUAGAAAACACUGUAAUACCUAUGGCUAUCGAGUCUAACGAUCGCUGGUUAGUUAGUAUAGCAUUUUGGCUACUUAAUAAACAAAAAGAUGCUGUCCGUGCCAUGGUCGUUCCCUUAUCACAGUUCAUAGAUUCGAAUGUGGAUACAAUAACAGCAGAUUCAGCAGCUAUGGUUCACGAUCCCAAUGUAUUUAUACUAUAUCAUUAUCUUAAAAAAAGUCUGCAUCAAGAUCAAGGUUUAAUUGUACCUUAUAAUAUUGAGUACGAUUUCUCUUUGAGAGUAUCCCAAUCCUAUGAACAACUAGGAUGUCCUUUAUUAGCCCUACAUAUCUUGACAAAUUUUUAUAUGAAACCACCAAAAGUUGAUCUUCAAAAAGUCGCUUCCAAACCAGAUAAAGCAGAGAAUUUAUUUGCAUUAUCACCAAAUCAUUCAUACACAGCAGGACCCUCUAAUAAUAAUAAAUCAGCAUAUACAUUUGAUUUGUUCGAUACUGAUGAUAUCUUUGCAGAUAACAAAAGGAUAUCCAAUAAGAUAUUUGAUAAUAAUUUAUUUGUAUCAAAAGAAAAAGCUGACGAUAUAUUCAAAGAAAAUAAUGAAGAUAGUUUGUUCCUGGCCAAUAAUAAUAGUGUUAGAGAUAUGGUCAUAGAUUUCACUAAUAAGGAGUACGAUGGCUUAGACGGAUAUAGAGCAAUGCUUGUAAUUCGUAUGCUACAGACAUUUUUUCAUGCUGCGUCUACAUUUUAUAAUGAAUCUGGAGAAUCAAUAAAUACUCUUGAAGCCAGUCAUCGUUCUCGUUUUUUAAAAAACCGACAAGCAUUACUUGAUUUAGGAGAAUCAGUUAAAAUUCCCUCUAAAAUACUUUCAAAGCUGUUGAUGGAAAAGAGUAUAGAGACGGAUGUUUUUCCGCUUUAUUUAUAUAUUUUAUAUGAAACUAUUCCAAAAGAUUUUGACGUACAUCAAUUCUUAAAAUAUUUUAAAGCUGGUUGCUUCGAAGUCAAUGAAGUUGCACUUUUAUCUCAAGAACUUGAUUAUUCAACUUCUUAUAUUUUAUCAUAUAGGAAUGUUAUUAAAACAUUUCCUAUUUGGAAUGAUUUACGUGCUCGCUAUUGUAAUCCUGAAACAGCUUCUUUUACUACUCGACAAAUGGUAUUGGCAACCUACAUUAGUAUUAUUUUGAUUACUCUUAAACAAAGACAUUAUGAAAGUUUAUGGCCCUUACUUUGUCAUUUUAAAUUCUUUCUUGAAGCUAUUGGUUCUAAUGGCGGUGAUGCUGCUCUCAGUAAUUGCUUUGCUCAGUUAUACAAAAAUGAUACAAAAAUGGUUGAAAUGUCGAUAGAUGAUUUUGAAAGCUUUUCAGAUGGCAGCGUAUUUGGAUACGAUAUGAAUGAAGAAAUCUAUAGACCUUUAAUAGACUUUCAAGAUAAAUCAUUAGGCGCUAAUAUAUUGGAACUUGCCUCACUUAAUUAUGUUUUGUCCGCUAUUGAGCAUGCUAUGCAAUGUCAGGGAAGACAUAAUGGUUUAAGUGUUUUUAUAGAAAAACUUUCUGAAUUUAUUUGGACUACAUUACUUGAUCCUAUUGCUUACAGAACGCAUAACUUGAAAGAAACUGUUAUAGAGCAAUUAGAAUGCGAUUUAUCACGUAGUAUGUAUAAAAACUACUUUUAA